AUGUCGUCGCGUCGCAGGCCGCACAAGCGCGGUGGCCCCCAGAUGCCACAAGCAGACGCCGAGCAGCAACAGCCAGGCUUGAGUGUCACCGAGGACGCGCCUGCAUCGCAGCUGAGAGGCACAACGGACGCUGUGCACCAGACGUAUCCAGUGUCUGGAGGCGACACGGACGACGACAACGACUCCUACAUGACUGUCUUGACUGACGAGGAAGACUCGUACCGCCUCGUCAUUGAACAUGACGAGCACUUGGAACGAAUUCGCGCGUGCACAAACUUCCACGACCAGCUCGCCUGCGUGAAGAGGGCGGCACCCGGAGAAGUCGACCGCGACAGUGACGUGACACCGAAACGGGUCUUCGACACAUCGGCCAUCAGCACGGCACCAAGUUCUCCAGAAGUGCCUCCGACGACGCACGCACCGCCCACCCCCCUGGUCCGCACAGAGACCAACCGCGGCGACGCUUUUCCCCGCAGCGAAAACAACCUGGCGGCGCCGUUUAUGCCCAUGGAGCGCGGUGCCUCUCCGUCUCGGCCACCCAAGGCGGCAGAUGCAGAGGAGAUGAGCCGGCUGCAGGCCGAGAACGCGCGAAUGGCGGUGGAGCUGCAGGCGAGUCAGGAGGCGGUGCAACGGCUGCACGAAUCGCUCCUGGAGGCUCGCGGGGCCGUGCUCCAUCGCGUCCGCCUCGAAGAUAAGGACGACGCCGUGGGCCAGGCAGCAUCGGAGAGGCAACAGCACUCUAUCUUGGCCGCCACCGGCGCAUGCGAAGCACCAGCGCAAGAUGAUGCCACGUCCAACCGACCUCCGCUCGCCACCCCCAGUACAGUCUUCUCUCCCCCCAACUCGAAGUUACCAGCGCCGGCCACUUCCGUACCGACAGCGGCGUCCUCGUCCGCGAGCCAGGAUCACCCGCCGCCGAAGGCGCUGCUGCGGAGCCCCCACUCGAGCACGAAACGGCUUGACGUGGCCGAGUUCUUCUGGCCUUUGCAAGUCGCCCCACCGCCAUCCACGCUGCAAGGCGGGUGCGUAUACGGCGAUCGCUGUCAAGCAUCGGCCGCGUCCUUGCCCCGACCACCAGCGAUGGCGGGCGAGGGUAUUCCCCUCGGCGGCGCGUACGGUGCGACGAGCCGGCCACUGGAGAGGGUAUCGUCUGCGUCGGCGGAGAAGCCGCCGCCUCACCAUGCCUCGCGCUACCACCCUGACCACUGGCACAAUCCGCGGCAGCGGCAGGACGCAGAGACGGAGGCGGUGGCCCUCACCUGCGAGAGCGCCUGGUUCAAUUUGGACUACUACUGCUACCAUAUCAAGGAAGAGAUGUCGAGCCUGCGCGUGGUGUCCUCUCCCGACGAGGACGUCGACGGCAGCGGCCCCGCAGUGCCCCCUAUGAGCGACGAAGAAGUGGGUCGACGGCUGCUCCACCACAUUCCCGCUCCCGCGUCGCUGCCGUUAGCCGAGGACAACACCCCGCUGUCGAGCCCCACUCUACACAGCACCCCGGUGGCAACGGCGCCGUGGUCAGUGUGGUCUCCGACUUCGCCAGGAAGCGCGGCCAUGUUGGCCGGCAUCGUCUCUUCGCCAGCCGAGCGUUGCUACUGGCUGCAGUACCUUCAGCGACUGUGGGUGACGUCGGUGUUGCGGCAUCUGCUGCUGUUUUUCCUGGUCACGGUAAUUUGUGUGCUUCUCUUCAUCCCUGGCGUUGUGCUGGCCACCGUGAACGUCUUCGAGGCCGCCGAGGGAGAGGACUUCUACGCUCUUCACAACCGCUUCGGCCGCAGCGCCAUGCUCGUCGCGGCAAGGCUGGAUGCGUGCGCGCUCGUGUUCUUCGCCUUCUUCGGGGCUCUGUGCAUGAUUAGUCGUUGGCAGCAGCAGCAGCAGCAGUCCUUGGCCUCGGUGGAUGCGCAGCAAGGAGAUGCGGAAAAGGCGGCGGCGGUUGCGGUCCCUGCGACUGGAUCGGCGGCCCCCGCCACUACCGCAGCGAAGCAGUCGCAGCGCAGCAUCUUCUCUGUGAAGUCAGUUGGUACGCUCGUCCACCUCAUGCUGUGCGCCGGCACCGGCUUCAUGUUUUUGGGCUCCGUUCUGCUGCGUGAGGGCUGCCGCAAGACGAACCUGUCACUGGCCAUUCUCGGCGAAUCCUGCUACGGCGCCGGGGAGGCGUUGCUGCUGGCUGGGUUGGGCACCGUCGUGAGUGCAGAGGUCGGCGUCGCCGCCGGGGUUAUUGUCACCAUGCAGAUCUUACUCUUGUCGUGGCUUAUCGUGAACGCCUUCGGCUUCUUUGUCGUCCCCAACCUGAGCUACUACGUAUACAUCACCGCGGCUAUGUUGAACGCACUUGUGUACGUGAACGGUCUCAUUGGUACUUUGGUCUUCGGUGUCGUGAUGCUGUGCCCUCGUAACCUCAUCGAGCGCGCCGUGCGAGCAAGCGCGAAGGAUAUCACGCCGCGCAAGCUUUGGUCAGCCGCGAGGCAUGACGUUUCGCUCUGCUUUCUUCUACGUGCUCUAACCGUUGGUCUACUGACAGCGGCGGUGGUGCUGCUCAUGAGCUGCGGGUUCGCCGUCUUCAUCCCGACGCAGGCGGCCGCCGCGUCGGUGGCCAAUUCCAUCAAGUCGCGCGAGCUGAUGGGCACCAGCAGCGGCAAGGGCUCGAAGGCGACGGAGGUGACGGGGGCUCUCCCAACCUAUGAGGACAGCUGGACCACGCACCAGCGCCACGCACCGGUGCUCCUUUUCACGUAUGCGCUCGUGACGAUGCCGAUGUGCUUCAUCCCCCGCUUGGCCGCGCUCAUCAAUCGAUGGUGCUCGGUGCCGCUGCUGACGACGCUGCUAUGCGUCAUAUGGAUCAUCAGCACGGGGGCCUCAUGGGCGCCAGUUCGCGGCCUGGACGCGUUGGCGUCGAACAGCGGCGGCAAGAACGGCGUCGCUAUCGCCGCGGUCUCGGCGGUGCUGUCGUGGUGCAGCGACAUUUGCCGUUGGCUGGCGGAGCGCCACCUCCUAAAUCCCUGCAUCAACGUCUGCGCGGUCGCCACAGGCGUCGUCUACACCGUUGUCGUCAGCAGUCUUCUGCGCUCGAUGGCGAGUGCUGCGGUGCCGUUGCCCGUUGUGCAUCCAAACCGCUGGCGCACAGGCUUUCACGAGCGAGACCGCAACUCGGCAGCCGCAGCAGCGCGCUUCCCCAGCGAAUCGACGCCUCUCCUGGAAGCUAGUGCGCAUAAGAAGGGGUGUUGCAAGAACAUCGAGGCGGCAGCGGCGGGAACCGUGUGCCCCGACACGGCGACUGCCCCCCAUGCAGCCUCUCCUAACGCCACCACGACCACCAGCACGCACACUCGCGAGGAAUUGAAGACCGACGCAGAGGAGCUGCAACGCUGUGUGCGAAUGCAGCUGCGCGGCGGCCCGGCGGUCAUGACCGUCCUGACGUGCAUGCUGAUCAUGGUGGUGCUGCUCCUGUGCGUGGCGGUGAUGACGACAGCGGCAGUGCUGCUGAUCGACCGCGCUGAGUCGCCAGUGUACGUGAAUCGCCUCCUCCCUGGCGUGACCUUGGAUGAGCACCUGAUCGCAAAGAGCACCCUGACCUUCGUGCUUAUGGCAGCGAUGCUGGUGCAGUGGGUGGAAGUGGUCCACCGGUUUCGACGCUGCCGCAGCAGCUGA
Molecule: messenger RNA, 3645 nt
Organism: Leishmania mexicana MHOM/GT/2001/U1103
Lineage: Eukaryota; Euglenozoa; Kinetoplastea; Trypanosomatida; Trypanosomatidae
Exons: 1
Coding region: 1-3645 (1214 amino acids)
Biological process (GO): early endosome to late endosome transport
Cellular component (GO): early endosome membrane; extrinsic component of endosome membrane; late endosome membrane
Molecular function (GO): phosphatidylinositol 3-kinase regulator activity
Source: RefSeq, a predicted model, not a curated record